AUGUGCACCCCCCUCACCCGUAUCUGGUCUGUUGCGUCUUAUUGGCGUCGUCUCAGCACCCCCCAGUCCUCUGGUAGGAGGACCAGUCUGCAAUCCGCGAGUUCACUUGCGAACGAGCGAGUCGCUGUCGACUUCCCAGCAGACUCUGACAGGCUUCAACUGGGUUUUCGAAGACAUCAAUUCACCUCAGAUCGUGCGAUCACUUGGCAGCUGCAACAGCUCCUCCCUCCAAGCUCGCUUGACUGCCGCAAUGGCUCCUCACUUCAGCUUCCUCGAUUGAUCUCUGCAGCGAAUUUCAUAUAUGUGGGUUCACAUGCACCUUCACUCGCGUACCCGUUGAUUACAGGCGAGAUUGCCUCUGGCAGCAUGUUUUUUGGCGGCAUGUCCUCUGGCAGACAUGCCAUAGACCACACUUUCUCCACCACCGUUGCCCACUUUGCAACCGUUUCCUAA
This is a messenger RNA of Laccaria bicolor S238N-H82, 453 nucleotides long. RefSeq lists its product as uncharacterized. The record is from RefSeq and is a predicted model, not a curated record. The transcript has 3 exons. Bases 1 to 453 code for a protein of 150 amino acids. Lineage: Eukaryota; Fungi; Basidiomycota; Agaricomycetes; Agaricales; Hydnangiaceae.